This is a messenger RNA of Leishmania braziliensis MHOM/BR/75/M2904, 1383 nucleotides long. RefSeq lists its product as hypothetical. The transcript has a single exon. Lineage: Eukaryota; Euglenozoa; Kinetoplastea; Trypanosomatida; Trypanosomatidae. The coding region runs from base 1 to 1383 and encodes 460 amino acids. The record is from RefSeq and is a predicted model, not a curated record. Gene Ontology annotation, molecular function: DNA binding. Gene Ontology annotation, cellular component: nucleus; cytoplasm.
AUGAUUUCGGAAGAGGACAGCCGCCUGUUCGAAGCGGCAAAGCGAGCACAGGUAAGCCGCAACACCGCCAUCUACGUGAUCGAGAAUGUCGACUCAAGCCGCACCCUUUCCGGGGCCUUUGUACGGGUGUUGCUGGAGAUGCCCACUCGCAGAGAGGGGUAUGUGGUGGCGCGCAUCCACAGCACGACUGCGGGUGAGGUUUACAGCGGCUUCUCAACCAAUCCAACUCAGACGACGAACGUAUACCUUAUGCUGGAGCUUCCACCGCCGCUCGCCGCCAUCAACGGCGUUCAGUAUCAGCUGAACAGCGUCAGCAACAGUAGCAUGGGCGAGGGCGAGUUCCGCGAGUGGCUGCAAAUGAUUCGCAACGAGCCUACGCUGCGGGAGCCGACUGUGCAAGAGCUGUCGGAGGUGACAGCCCGUCUGCAUCCGUACGAAGCGAACCGCCACCGCGCCAACUCGAACGUCAACGCUAACUCGAACAGGUCACAGGCGAUCCACGGUCAAGCAGGUGCCGCUAACGCAAGCCGCAGCGUGCCGCAUUCGCAGGUGAUGCCGAGACAGCAGCAGCAACAAAGGGCUCUCUCCAACCACGGGGCCACUCGGCAGCACCGCCAGAGCCUCUCCGCGAGCUCGCCGAGGGCGCUGGUGCCACCACAGACGCAGGAUAGUCACCCCGUCGUCGGCAGCAAUGAUGCGCCGCUCCAGCGAAGCUCUGCCGCCAUGAGCGAAGCGAGCAGCAGCGGUGCCAUCAUUAGCACGGACGGCAGUGUGAGCCCCGCCAGCCGCAACGGCAGCAAUCGCUUCGUACGACAAGGAACCAUGAUGGCGCGCGACUAUAACCGCAACCCGCGCCAGGACGGGCAAGCGUCGUAUGAAAUGUCCGACGCAGAGGUGCAAGCCAUGGGCACCUACACCCCGGCAACAUGCAACCAACAGCAGCAGCAACAGCGAAUCGCGUUGCCUCGUCCGCAGGGUAGCAGUGCCAGCGGCCCCGCCAUGGCAGCCACUGCCUCCUUUAUGGCGCGCGGCACCGCCGACCAGGUUAUAGAGACUGAGGAUGAGGAGAUGGAGCGCCGUCUGCGGAAGGACAUCAUGAACCACCUAGCCCAGGAGUGCGUCCUAUUUCCAAAAGACGCGCAGGGCUACAAGCUCUCCCGCCUGCGCUUGCUGGAGCGCGAUAUGAUUGAAUACCUACAGCACGUCCGUGACGAGAUCCAGGGCAAGCAAGAGAACUGCAUCGUAUGCAUGGACCACGCCCCCACGGUAAUCCUGCUGCCUUGCAAGCACAAGGUUAUGUGCCGACUGUGCGCCCCGUCGUGCCCCAACUGCCCCGUGUGUCGCAGUGGCAUUUCAGAAAUGUUUGAGCCGGAGGAGAUUUAG